This is a messenger RNA of Pseudopipra pipra, 6795 nucleotides long. It is a transcript of the gene TECPR2, whose product is annotated as tectonin beta-propeller repeat containing 2. Lineage: Eukaryota; Metazoa; Chordata; Aves; Passeriformes; Pipridae. Gene Ontology annotation, molecular function: protein binding. The record is from RefSeq and is a predicted model, not a curated record. The transcript has 21 exons. The coding region runs from base 334 to 4722 and encodes 1462 amino acids.
CCCGGCCCCGCCGAGCGGCGCAGCCACCGGGGCCGCCGCCGCUCCGCCGCCUCGGGGCCCGGGCAGCGCCGCUCCCGCCGCCCCUCCGUGACGGGCCGCCCCGCGCUCCGGAGCGGACAGCUGCUUAGCACAAGCUGAUUUGCCCUGUACGGCUAUUAUGUACUUCAGAAUAACUGGGGUUGAGUGAACAGAGGGAACAUACACAUCCAGUUCCAAAAUCUACCUGAGAAAAUAGAUUAUAUCCCCUGUUUGCCUUGGAUUAAUGAGAUUUCCUUAUGUGGUCGAGUAGAUGUGUUUAUUUCAGCCUUAAAAUUGCUGGUGCAAAUCCUUGCUAUGGCAUCUGUGGCUUCACCGGUUAUAUUUAAGGAAUUUUGUCCCUUAUAUUAUCUCCUCAAUGCCAUUCCUACAAAGAUCCAAAAAGGCUUUCGCUCUAUUGUGGUGUAUCUCACAGCACUUGAUACCAAUGGAGACUACAUUGCUGUGGGGAGCAGCAUUGGGAUGCUUUAUCUCUACUGCAGACAAUUAAACCAGAUGAAAAAAUACAAUUUUGAGGGGAAGUGUGAAUCUAUUACUUUUGUAAAGCUGCUGAGUUGUUUUGAUGAUCUGGUUGCUGUUGGUACAGCCUCAGGUCGGGUUGCAGUUUUUCAGCUUGUGUCUUCAUUACCUGGAAGAAACAAACAGCUCCGGAGAUUUGAUGUUGCUGGCAUCCACAAAAGUAGCAUUACAGCUUUGGCUUGGAGUCCCAAUGGAAUGAAAUUAUUCUCUGGAGAUGACAAAGGAAAGAUUGUCUACUCUGCCCUAGACCUAGACCAGGGUAUUUGCAACUCCAGCCUUGUAUUGGAAGAGCCAUCUUCGAUUGUCCAGUUGGAUUACAACCAGAAGGUGCUGCUUGUCUCUACUUUACAACGCACUCUACUUUUUUACACAGAAGAGAAAUCCGUCAACCAAGUUGGAACACAGCCCAGAAAAAACACUGGCAAGUUUGGAGCAUGUUUUAUACCUGGCCUGUGUAAACAAAGUGACCUGACACUAUUUGCUGCCAGACCUGGGCUUCGUCUCUGGAAGUCUGAUGUUCACGGAACCGUUCAGGCCACAUUCAUAUUAAAAGAUGUAUUUGCUGGAGGGAUAAAAACUUUUGAACUGUAUCCUCGUUUGGAACCACCUGACAGAGGAAGUUACAGCUCUCCAGAGAAACACCUUGGGCUUGUUUCGUGCUUUUUCCGAGAAGGAUGGGUGCUGACCUGGAAUGAAUACAGCAUCUACUUGCUAGACACUGUGAACCAGGCUUUGAUUGGUGGCUUGGAAGGAUAUGGUGAUAUUGUGUCUGUGUCCUGUACCAACAAUGAGAUUUUUCUCUUAAAGGGAGACAGAGACAUAAUAAGAAUUUCAAGUAGACCUGAAGGACUGUCAUCAAUAGUUUCAGAUGUGAAUUCAAAAUUAUUGAAUCCUUUAACAGAUACGAGUCCUAAAUUGCUGACCCCGUCAUCAGUAGUUUCAUCUGUAUCAUCCAGCCCUUCAGUGGAAACAGAUAAAAAAAUGGUUACUUCCCUUUUGGUUACUGGUGAUAAAAAUGGUUCUUUGGUGAAAGAUGAUCUGGAAACUCCAACGCUGUCUGAGAAAAGUUUUGAUAGAAUGGGAGACUUGAGCAAUGAAAUGAGAAAAAGGGGCUGCUCUGUAGUAAGUGAAUCACGAAGCAGGAGCAGUUCUGUGAACUCUGUGGACAGUGGCUCGAGCUUUAUGAUGUGUGCAGACCAACUUUCAGAAGCUCAGAGAGAAGGUCAACUUUCUUCACAACGGUUCAGCACCAUCAGCUCUGAAGAUUUUGAUCAAGAACUCAUUGUAAAGCCAAUUAAAGUAAAAAAGAAAAGAAAGAAGAAGCAGGAAAGUGGGACAAGGAAAAACCACAGCUCUCUGGAAGGCACACCAAUUUAUGAGCGUCAGCUUUCUGGUGACAGUCCCCAUUCAUUGAAUGCAGACUCCUUUUCCAUGACCUCCAGCAUAAUGAGUGGCAGCAUUGAUCAUUUGAGCACUGGAUCUCCAGAUCAGGAAAGCAUGUUCAGCAUGGAGUCCCAUACGAUCUUGCACGAAGAUAAUGGUUCAGAAACUUUCAGUGUCCUGCAGUCUCCUGAGUCAGCAACUGUACUAAUUAAUGAAGAAAAUGGAGAGGUGGUUGAUUUGCAGAAACUUCCAAACAGUGACAGUGGCAUGGGUACUUCAGCUAUUAUAGAUACUUUGACAUCUGCAUCUCCUCUGAUCCUCACAGAAGACUUGACGAGCAGUAUUGAUGGUGAAUAUAAUGGUAGUGUGGUUUCUGCAAGCAAAGAAUUCUGUCCUGGAAAGCUGAGCCAAGAGGAGGAGCAGGAUUUUCCUAUGUUGUGUAAAAUAGAUGAAGAUUUGGAUAAAAUGAAGCUGCAGGAUACUGAAAAGUCUUUUGAAGGGCCAGACCUUACAGACCAGACGUUUUUGGAACGUGACCAUACAUUUGGUGUUCAGACAUCACUGGCACCAAAGGAAAGUGAUGAAAUUGGUAGGGAAGACCAGCAGGAGCUCUCCCUAAUCCACAGCGCUCUGUCAGACCCUUCUGUGCUCCACUUUGACAUCUCUAACGAUGUUUGUUCAGAUAACGCUUCCAUUUCUGGAUGGAAUUUUGAAAGUGCAAUCAAAGCUAAAUCUAGUGCUAGCACUGCUGAAUGGGUAGCAGACACUCAUGAAAGUAAGACUGAGAAAUCUGCCUCAAGUGAUGAAGAGGAUAUUUAUGGCCAUGGAUUACCAUAUUCAUCCUCAGAGACCAGCAUGCCUGAAGCUGGUGCUGUGCCUGGCUCACAGGAUGUGGCCAAGAUAAGCGCCGAUGAAAUGGUGCUGUUAAAAUCUGAUCAGUUUGCAGAGAGCUGGAUGGGGUACUCUGGGCCUGGUUAUGGCAUCCUGAGCCUGGUUGUUUCAGAAAAGUACAUUUGGUGCCUGGACUACCGAGGCAGCCUGUACUGCAGUGCCCUUCCUGCGGCCGGGCUGCGCUGGCAGAAGUUUGAGGAUGGAGUCCAGCAAGUGGCAGUGUCCCCGUCAGGGGCUCUUCUCUGGAAGAUUGAGCAGAAGACUAACAAAGCCUUUGCUUGUGGAAAAGUAACUAUAAAAGGAAAACGCCACUGGUAUGAGGCUUUACCCCAGGCUGUAUUUGUAGCUUUAAGUGAUGACACCGCCUGGAUUAUCAGAACAAAUGGAGAUCUGUAUCUGCAAACAGGCCUGAGUGUGGAUCGUCCUUGUGCCCGAGCAGUAAAGGUUGACUGCCCUUAUCCACUGUCACAGGUUACAUCCAGAAAUAAUGUAGUGUGGGCCCUGAGUGAGCAGCGGGCCCUGCUGUACCGGGAGGGAGUGCGCAGCUUCUGCCCUGAGGGAGAGCAGUGGAAGAGUGAUAUUGUCAGUGAAAUGCAAGCUUUGGAACCAGUGUGCAUAACCCUUGGAGAUCAGCAGACAUUAUGGGCUUUGGAUAUCCAUGGCAAUCUCUGGUUCAGAACUGGUAUAGUUUCAAAGAAACCCCAAGGAGAUGAUAACCAUUGGUGGCAAGUGAGCAUCACUGAUUACGUAGUGUUUGACCAGUGCAGCCUGUUCCAGACAAUAAUCCAGGCAACUCAUACAGUGGCAACAGCAGCUCAGGCACCUGUGGAGAAGGUGGCUGAUAAGCUUCGAAUGGCAUUUUGGUCACAGCAGCUUCAGUGUCAGCCCAGCCUCCUCGGAGUUAAUGGCAGUGGAGUCUGGAUCUCUUCAGGCAAAAAUGAAUUCCAUGUAGCAAAGGGAAACUUAAUAGGCACUUAUUGGAAUAAUAUUGUGCCUCGUGGUACUGCUUCUGCCACAAAGUGGAUUUUUGUGUUGGCUUCCACAGCUUCAUCUAAAGAAGGAAGCUUUCUGUGGCUGUGCCAAAGCAACAAGGAUCUGUUUUGUGUCAGUGAUCAGAAUCCUCAGUUUCGUCCUUCUACAGUCCAGCUGCCACCGGAGGCCGAGAUGGUGCACUACUCUGCCUGCCAGGAUGCCAUUUGGGGUUUGGAUAGUCUUGGGCAGAUAUUUAUCAGAACACUUUCAUCCAGCUGCCCAACAGGGAUGCAUUGGACAAAACUGGAUCUCACCCAACUAGGUGCUGUAAAGCUGAUCAGCUUGACCUGUGGAAAUCAGCAUGUUUGGGCCUGUGACACCAAUGGUGGCAUUUAUUUCCGUGUAGGAACUCAACCUCUUAACCCAAGUUUGAUGCUUCCUGCGUGGAUAAUGAUUGAGCCACCUAUACAGCCAGUAGGAAUCAACUUGGUCAGCAUUCAUUCAAGUCCAAAUGAUCAGAUGUUGUGGGCAAUUGAUAGCAAAUGGAAUGUCCAUGUGCGAGUUGGAAUUACAGAUGAAAUGCCUGUAGGCACUGACUGGGAACAUGUACCAGGUUUGCAGGCUUGCCAGCUGGCCAUAAGUACAAGGACCGUUUGGGCGCGGUGUCCCAAUGGAGAUGUAGCUCGUCGGUACGGCAUUACUGACAAGAAUCCUGCAGGAGACUACUGGAAGAAGAUUCCUGGAAAUGUCUCACGCUUAACAGUGACCCCUCUAGAUGAACUGUGGGCAAUCAGUACUUCAGGAUCCCUGCUCCAGCGCCUCACUAAGACCUUUAGCCAUUCCCAUAGUUUGCAGAAAAAUAAUGACACUUCUGUUCUGCUUCACCCUGAUGAUUUUGAAGAUGAAUGGGAAGUGAUAUGAAGUCUCUCAAGCUUGUGAAGCAGUGAAAAAAACAGGACAGAAUUUCUGUGAUGUAUGUACAGAAUAUUGGAUCUAAAAGCCACUCAUGUUGGACCUGUGAUAUUAGCACUUUUGUAUUGAAAAACUGACCUGUUAAAUAGCCCCCAAGCUGUGAGUUCUGAUGUUUGUUACAUUAUCUUUUGGGAGACUCUUUAGAUGUGGCAUACUGCAAUUGUUAUACUGUAUUACUGUAGAAGCUCCUUUGGAAAUAUAACCCUUAAGUUAAUCUUACUAGCAGUGGAAGUGACUACUUCACAACAGCAUGCACACUAAUGUACUGAUUUUGAGAAGGAAUUCUGUUGCAUUAAAUAUUUCUCUACAGCAGAAACACUAAGCAUUUCUCAAUUUCUUCUUGUACUUGGAACUCCAAACUGAUGGGAUCGCUCUCUGACUGUUGUACAUACAUUUAGAAUUAUUUUUCCUUGCAGCAUGGAAGAAGAUAUGGUGAAGUAUUUCUUAGUAAGAUUUGAGAACAUCAUGAUUACACAGUAUUGGUGUUGAAAUUAACUUAGUUUGAUCCAUUUCCACAUAAAUAUUUGCAAGGCUAUACUAACCUUCCAUUUCUUGAAAUUUCGUUCAUAAUUUGGCUUUAUUCACAAGGGAGAAGUUUGGAUUACACCUGAUAUCAGGGGGACUUUCACCCAUUUCCAUAGCCAUCAGGAAGCUGACAGAUUUUUGGGGGUAAGUCCCAGUUUGGAAUAAGAAGAGGUCGCUUGUUGGGUUUGUAGUACAAAGCAGGAAUGUAAAGGCAGCUUUCAUAAUUCCUGUUGUGCUGUAUUUGUGCCUCCAGCCAGUGCUUUAACAUUUGGACUCAUAUUGUUUUGAGUACCAAACUUAGAUGUAUUAAGAGAAAAAGUGGUAAUAGAUAGAAUUACCUAUAUAUCCCGUUAAAAAUUGUGAUAUUGUGAGAAAAUACUUAACAAUAUUCUGAUUUUUAGCUAUGUUAGCUAAAUUUUGAAGUGUCUUAUAUUUAACAGAGGUUGCAGCAGGAGUAUGUGAUGAACUGGGAAGUAACUUAAGUUAAUAAUUGCAGUUUAUUUUUCUUUAUACUAAAUCUUCUUUGAAAGAUACCUCAUCUUUUUUAAGCAAUAGAACUAUAGAUGAGAGAACCUGAGUUCACUAUGUAGGCAGAGGAGUUAUUUUGUGUUUGUUCUAAGCUUAUAAAUCAUCAGAAUGUUUUAAGCAGCUGUUAGCCAAUACUGUAAAAGAGCCAGCUUCAGAAAAGGCCAAGAGUUGUCAAGUGGGGAUGUUUCUGUUUUGAGAACUUAAUACACACGGAAAAGGAUGUGUUUUCUUUUGAACCUCUGUUCUCUUCCAGAACAGUUCAUGCGUGUGCUGCACUAAACUUGGAACAAACAUGCAAGGUGAGAAUGUGAAUCAGUGGAGAGAGAACCAAGUUAUGUCACCUUUUUUUUAGUAGCACUUGUGAUAUUGGCUGUGAGUUCUCAGCCUGAUCUCAGUCUUACAGGGAGGACAGAUUUGUUUCCCUUUUACAGAUGAUAUGUUCGCUUCUUUCUUGUUCAUCUGUAUACAGAGAUUACCCCAGAGGGUUUUUUUAGCCUGUCUGGCAGUGGAUGGGAAUGGAAUCAGCUUGUGAAGUAACCCAGUAUGUUUUAUGCAAGCAUAGCUUGGUGUCUUGAGGACCCUAAAGAAGCUGAAAUUCAGCUUAAAAGUAUCUUGUGGCAGCUCCUGAGUCAAUCACUUUGGAGAAAGGACACGAGUACUUCUCUGUGCCCUGCCAAGCACCGGAUGCUCAAAUACAAUGGCAUUAUUUAAUAGUGACACUUUUGUAUUACAUUUUUCAAGUCAUCUUAGUAAUGGUUUGAGCUUGCUAGUUGUUUAUUUACUGUAUAAUACUGUUCCUUGCUAUGGUCAUUAAUAUUAAAUUGAUAUCAAGAGCUCUUAUCAGAGUACUUUUUAGGAUAGCUUAAAUAAAAUUAGGAUGGAUUUUUUUACUUUUAUUUCUGUAUUUAGGUUUUUGGUUUUGUUUGUGCUUUGAGACAAGUGCAAUAAACUAGAUUUUUAAGAAAUAAA